AAUAUCAGCUUGCUUGAGUUCUUGAGUAAAUGAUUAUGUACACUCCUACACGUGAGCCCGCUCCAUUCCAAGCUAGCUUACAAAAACCACAGUGGAAGAGCAUCGUUCAACGAGAGGCUGAGGAUUGGCUCGCGGCUCACAAACUCAUCGCACACUUCCCAUACCAGUGUGCUCUCUCACUCUUCCCCUUCUCAUGCUCUGCCUCUCUCGUCAUUCGCGAGAACCAUAAGGAAAACAGCAGCCACCGGAAGAAGAGCAACACCCAGAUGUCCAUUUCCAUGGCCUUGUUCUCUCCCCCGGCGCCCAACCUCAGGACCCUCUCCCCUCGCUCCCUCUCCAAACCCCGCCUCACCCACAAACCCUCUCUCUUUCUCGGGCCCAAAAGAGCCACCUUUAUCACCAUUCAUGCUUCCUCCGAUAAUGGGUCUGGGGCUGUCCCGUCGUCGGCUGUGGCUGUGGAGGAGGAGCCCAAGGUGGCCGUGGAGCAGGUGAAGGAGCCGGAGAGAGAGAAGGAAGGUGCUGGGUCUAAUGGGUCUGUGUCCUCUGCUUCUGGCGAGGAAGCCGUGGUAAUCACCAAAUUCAAGGAUUCAAGAUGGGUUAGUGGGACUUGGGACUUGAAGCAGUUUCAGAAAGAUGGUGCGACUGAUUGGGAUGCUGUCAUUGAUGCUGAGGUUAGGAGGAGAAAAUGGCUUGAAGACAACCCCGAAUCAUCCAAUAAUGACGACCCUGUAGUUUUCGACACCUCUAUCAUUCCAUGGUGGGCUUGGAUGAAGAGGUUCCAUCUCCCUGAGGCUGAACUACUCAAUGGUCGGGCAGCAAUGAUAGGAUUCUUUAUGGCUUAUUUGGUGGAUAGCUUGACCGGAGUCGGUCUUGUUGACCAAAUGGGAAACUUCUUUUGUAAGACGCUCUUGUUCGUAGCUGUAGUAGGAGUUCUGGUAAUAAGAAAGAAUGAGGACAUCGAGACCAUAAAGAAGCUUAUUGAGGAAUCGACCUUCUAUGACAAGCAAUGGCAAGCGUCAUGGCAGGAUGAUAACUCUGGCAGUUCAAAGAAUGGCUAGUGAAAAAUCCAUGGUUGUUACCAAAAGAGAGCGUUUCAAGAUCACUCAGCAUUUUUGCAGUAGAAUGUUUUUACCUUCUGUUGCGUGUUUGAAUAUGUUGCAGUAUAACAUUGUGAACUGAUAAAAGUUUUCAGGGGAUGAAAGUGUGACAAGCUUUAGUUGCAA
Molecule: messenger RNA, 1223 nt
Organism: Syzygium oleosum
Lineage: Eukaryota; Viridiplantae; Streptophyta; Magnoliopsida; Myrtales; Myrtaceae
Product: light-harvesting complex-like protein 3 isotype 2, chloroplastic
Exons: 3
Coding region: 30-1058 (342 amino acids)
Source: RefSeq, a predicted model, not a curated record